Arachis duranensis is the source of this 456-nucleotide messenger RNA. RefSeq lists its product as uncharacterized. Bases 1 to 456 code for a protein of 151 amino acids. The record is from RefSeq and is a predicted model, not a curated record. The transcript has a single exon. NCBI's taxonomy places the organism in Eukaryota, Viridiplantae, Streptophyta, Magnoliopsida, Fabales, Fabaceae.
AUGGGCGCCACCCCAUUUCAUCGUUCCAUCCUCGAAGUCUGGUUGGCAAAGCACUUUGACAAACCAACGGACAUGAGGUAUGACGGAACCCAAGACCCAUUGGAGCACCUCACGGCCUUUGAAGCUAGGAUGAACCUAGAGGGAGUAGGAGACGAAGUAAGAUGCCGCGCCUUCCCGAUCACCCUAGCAGGACCUGCGAUACGGUGGUUCAACAGCUUCCCGCAGGGUUUGGUGACCGGCUUCUCCAACAUUAGCCGUGCCUUCCUAGGACAAUUCACCACCAGAAUCGGGAAGGCAAAGCACACCAUCAAUCUCUUCGGCGUGACUCAGAGGACCGGCGAGCUGACCAGGAAGUAUCUGGACCAGUUCAACGAUGAAUGCCUGGAAAUAGAGGGGCUAACCGACUCCGUGGCUAGUCUUUGCCUGACAAACGGCCUCCUUAAUGAGGAUUUCUGA